AUGGCGGCCACACUCAUGGACCCCAGCAGCUGCAGUUACCUGCAGGAGAUCAAGCCUGUCUACAUUCCAGCAGGGAAGGGGAGGGCUCCCGAGGAGGCUCCGCUCUUCUCUGAGGAGCUAUUUGCAGUUAAUGGCAGCUGGUUGAGUCAGCUGGGUGAGCAGAAGCCCUUCCUCUCCGGCACGGUUCUUCGCGUCCUCCAGGAGCUGUGCACCCAGCCAAAGAGGGCCACCUUCCCCGUAGACGAGGACUCUUCUCUGGCCAAGGACACAGGGGUAGCUGUGCCUUCCUGUUGGAACUGCGCAAGCUCAGAAGGAACAGAUGCCUUUUGUAUUCCAGGAAGCACACUUGUUCCUCUGCCUUAUCAGCUUGCAGAACACACUGCACACUCCAGUGAUGGAGCCGCCUGCUCAGACAAGCGCAAGUGUUUUCUCUCUGCCUAUUGUUCGUCCUUCCCUUCUAAUCAUUCUCUUUCCAUUCUCCCACAGAGGGCUCAGAAGUUCGUGCAGCCUCUUCUCUUUGUCCCUUACUUCACGGCUCUUGGUUCUGUGUCUUGUGUGGCAGGGUCACCCUCAUGUGACUUUGCAGAGUGGUCCUGUGACUUGUCUUCCUUCACGGAUUUCGCUGGGCACACCAGACACUGGAACAUACAAAGUUCAUGCUUGUCAGACUUGAAGGUGCCUUCAUGCUUCCCCUUGCCCUCUCCUGGCUCCUUUCCCACUUUUCCUGCCGAGUCAGAGGUGAAGGUGGAGGAUGCCGCCCGUCCACACGCCCUCCUCCCCUGUGAGAAACUGGAUGAUUCUGAGCUCAGACAUUGCGACGUCUCCUUCCUGGACCCGAGCUACUUUCAGAACCACAGGCUGGAGACAGGGAAGGGCCAAAGAGAAAGGAGUGUGACUGUCACAGCUACCUCACAAUGGAUCCUCCGGCCAGGCCUGCACCAGGCACCACCACCACCACUCUUGCCGCCUGUGGCCCUGGGUCUGUUUCCCAGGAAACCCGACUCCCUCGCUCAUUUGGAGAAAGGCGACUGAAUUUUGUGUGUUUGUCUUGUAACCAAGCAUCUUACAAAGUCUUCUUGGAAAUUCUAAUUAUUGUAUUGAGAGUUCUUGGUGUAAAGUCACAUUAUCUUCCAAUAAGGAUGAUUUCACUCGUUUCCAUGGAGACACUAUGAAUCUUAUUUUCUGUUCACUAGAUAGAACCAUCAAACAAAUGGUCAGCAAUAGCUGUGACAAUGAGCAUUCUUGUCUUGUCUUUUAUCUGAACAGGUACAAACUGGAUGUCUAAGAGACACACUGUCAGAUUCUGGUAGUUUCCUUCUGUUUUUACACAGAGCUGAAGAACUGGAAAGGGUUACUCAGUGUUAGGCAAUAGCUUUCAGAUGUGCCUCGGCCCAGAAGACCCAGAAUGUAGGCUGUUCCCUUUACUCGUUAACAAGCCUCCUACAACUCAGCUCCUCGUGCAUUUGUAGGGUACAUUUUACUUAUCCAUAUUUUCUUAUUAACACAUUGAGUUGAAUUCAAUGAACUGUUUUUGUUUUAGAUAGAUAGGCAUCAAUAUUUGUAAAUGUAAUUCAUUAUUGCUUUAUUUCCCACAGAGUUCAGGCAAUGUAAUAUUGGCUUUUAAAACUGAAUUGUGAGGGCUGGGUGUGGUGGUACUACAUCUUUAAGCAGAGCACUCAGGAAGCAGAGGCAGGUGGAUUUUUGUAAAUGGAGUUCUUAAUUGGUCUAAGUAAUACAAACCCAGAGUCAGAUAAAGAGGAAAAUGCUGAGAGAUCAGAGAGCAGGGUCAGCCAUGGCCACACCUUAGAGUCUCUGCAGAUGAUGUGAUAUAGAAAUGAAUACUUUACACUGGUGUAGAUUUUGGCUUAUUGAUACAAAUUUAAGGUCAAUUUUGUUAUAUGUAUAUUUUUACUCUAGUUUAGGUAUUAUGUCUAUACAGCUCAUUUUAAAAUGUAAUGUAUAAUUAAACACAGAUUGUAGUCACCUA
Messenger RNA from Mesocricetus auratus (golden hamster), 1987 nucleotides. RefSeq lists its product as uncharacterized. The coding region runs from base 1 to 1032 and encodes 343 amino acids. NCBI's taxonomy places the organism in Eukaryota, Metazoa, Chordata, Mammalia, Rodentia, Cricetidae. The transcript is spliced from 5 exons. The record is from RefSeq and is a predicted model, not a curated record.